Cercopithifilaria johnstoni is the source of this 771-nucleotide messenger RNA. The record is from the annotation of a GenBank genome assembly. NCBI's taxonomy places the organism in Eukaryota, Metazoa, Nematoda, Chromadorea, Rhabditida, Onchocercidae.
AUGAAAUCUAUGAUAUGGUAUUUGUUGCUGCUAUCUGUAAUUUUAUGGAUUUCGAAAACUUCUGAUACUGUAUUAUUUGGUAAAAAACAUGAAUUACUUAUGAACGAUGUGCCAUGUUAUAUUUGUGCGGCAGAAUGGAAGUUGCAAAAUGGUAAUCGAAGAGUAGUAAUUGAAGAAGCUAAGCUUGCUGAAGACGAAGAUAAGUGCGAAGCAACAGUAGUUCGUGAAGUAGAGGAUACAUUGAAAAUGAUGGAACCAGAAUCGUGGCAGAAUACUGCUAUUAAUGGUUCUGCGUUAAAACGAGAUACAGAAAAGUUUCUGAAUGGAAACGAGAAUCCAUUAUCAAUGGAGCUGUUUCGGAAGAAGCUAGCUAUCCUAAAUUCACAAUGGAAAAAGUAUCGAAUGCAACAAGAUUUUAAUAAAUGGACAGCAUUACGACAUUGGCUUCGUUUACCAGCUCUGCGAUAUCGUUUACAGAUUCUGGAAAAAGAUUUGAAAAGUGAAAAACAAUCACGACGACUCCAGCGACUCUUACAUCGAGUACAGCAAAUACAGAAUAUUUUGCAAAUAGUUCGAAAAAAAUUACAGGAUGCUUAUGCCGUUUUCCAUCUUGAAGGAAAAUCGCCAUAUUCCGAAACAGCAUUACAAAAACGUUUUGCUGCAGCUAUAAAUCGUAAGGUAUUGCAAUCACGACGGCGAUAUUCUUUGCCAAAACAUAAGUUAUCAUCAAAUUAUCGGUCGAAAAUCUUCAAAUGUGGUCACUUGCAUUGA